UUGUAUCAAAUAACAAUGGCCUACGCCUACUGGAAGUCGGGUAAAAUCGACGAUCAUGCCGUGUUCGAUCUCUUCUUCCGUACGAACCCAUUCCAGGGCGAGUUUACUAUUUUCGCAGGAUUGGAGGAGUGUUUGAAAUUUUUAGACAGCUUCCACUACUCAGAAACAGACAUCGAGUAUCUCAAGCAUGCCUUGUCGCAAGGCAUCGAAGAUGAGUUUUUCGAAUAUUUAAGCCAACUGACGGCCAAGGACGUGACGUUGUACGCGAUCGAGGAAGGAUCAGUUGCUUUCCCGAGGGUUCCACUCAUCAAAGUGACAGGACCGCUGAUCAUUGUACAGUUGCUGGAAACUACCCUUCUGACAUUAGUGAACUAUGCAAGUUUGAUGGCCACGAACGCGGCCCGGUAUCGCAUGGUCGCCGGCAAGCAUAUACACCUACUCGAGUUCGGGCUACGGCGUGCCCAGGGCCCGGACGGAGGUCUCUCGGCAUCCAAGUACUCCUAUAUCGGUGGUUUUGAUGGAACAUCGAACGUGCUAGCUGGGAAGCUGUUUAACAUUCCAGUGAAAGGUACUCACGCUCAUGCCUAUAUCACAUCCUUUACCGGAAUCGACGAAUUAAAGACGCGCGUUCUUCAGCACAAGGAAGAUGGUACUACACGUGAUCUGCUCGAGCUGGCAAUGGAACAUCGGGUAGCGCUGGCUAGCGUACUGGACGUUUCUACCGACGAGAGCAGCGAAGGCGAGCUAGCAGCAAUGGUGUCCUUCGCAAUCGCUUUCCCGGACGGUUUUAUGGCUCUAGUCGACACGUACGAUGUCAAGAGAAGUGGGCUGCUGAACUUUUGUGCCGUGGCGUUGGCGCUCAACGAUCAGGGAUAUCGGGCGAUCGGUAUCCGUAUCGAUUCCGGUGACUUGGCGUAUCUAAGUUGUUUGGCGCGGGAAACAUUCGAGCGCAUCGCCGAGCGAUUCAAGCUGCCGUGGUUCAGCAAGCUGACUAUAGUGGCGUCGAACGACAUCAAUGAAGACACGAUAUUGAGCCUUAAUGAACAGGGUCAUAAAAUUGAUUGUUUCGGCAUCGGAACGCACCUGGUUACAUGCCAGCGUCAGCCAGCACUUGGUUGCGUGUACAAGAUGGUGGAGAUCAACAAUCAACCGCGCAUCAAGUUGAGCCAGGAUGUGGGCAAGGUGACGAUGCCGGGUAGCAAGAACGUGUUCCGGCUUUACGGAGCCGAUGGACACGCACUGAUCGAUCUGUUGCAGCGAGUCGACGAGAACCCACCCGAAGUUGGCCAGAAGGUCCUGUGCCGCCAUCCAUUCCAGGAGUCUAAGCGUGCGUACGUCAUUCCGACCAACGUGGAGCCGCUCUACCGGGUGUACUGGACCGAGGGACGCGUGGCCCAAGUAUUGCCCUCACUUGAGGAAGUUCGCGAGCGCGUACAGGCAUCACUGAAAACACUUCGUCAGGAUCAUAAGCGCACGUUGAAUCCAACUCCGUACAAGGUGGCCGUAAGUGAUAAUCUGUACAACUUUAUUCACGAGCUGUGGCUGCAGAAUGCUCCGAUCGGUGAGCUGUCAUGAUAAGCCGGUCUAAUGAUGGAAAUUCAUCUAUUUUCUCCCGAUGCUGUAAUAUGAUGCCC
Messenger RNA from Anopheles nili, 1634 nucleotides. It is a transcript of the gene Naprt, whose product is annotated as nicotinate phosphoribosyltransferase. NCBI's taxonomy places the organism in Eukaryota, Metazoa, Arthropoda, Insecta, Diptera, Culicidae. The record is from RefSeq and is a predicted model, not a curated record. The transcript is spliced from 9 exons. Gene Ontology annotation, molecular function: nicotinate phosphoribosyltransferase activity. Bases 16 to 1575 code for a protein of 519 amino acids. Gene Ontology annotation, biological process: NAD+ biosynthetic process.